AUGGAUGCCUCGAUAGACCUGCUGCUACGAGCUGGCGCGAGAGUCAACGCGGCGGGCAAGGGAGGCAAAACCGCCGCCCACUUCGCUGCGGAGAUGGGCCGCUGCAACGCCCUUCGACGCAUCGCUCUCGAGGGUGCCGAUUUCAACAUCCGCAAUUGGCGCGGUUGCACUCCGCUGCACUACGCGGCUCUGCGAGGCAACGUGGAGAGCGCGGUUGUGUUGGUGGAGGGCAGGGCAGAGGUCGACCUCGAGGACUACAACGGCGCCACACCAAUCAUCAACGCCUGUCGAGCUAAUCAAUAUGCCAUGGUCACCUUCCUCCUUGAACAAAACGCCGAUCCUAACAGACAGACUAAGAGUAAUUUGUGCGAUCAUUCUCAACCAUUGGGUUCAGAGAACGUCAGCCGAAUCGGAGCAUGA
Echinococcus granulosus is the source of this 420-nucleotide messenger RNA. RefSeq names its product Ankyrin-1. The transcript has 3 exons. Gene Ontology annotation, molecular function: protein binding. Bases 1 to 420 code for a protein of 139 amino acids. NCBI's taxonomy places the organism in Eukaryota, Metazoa, Platyhelminthes, Cestoda, Cyclophyllidea, Taeniidae. The record is from RefSeq and is a predicted model, not a curated record.